AUGGCGUUUCUUGACAUUGAACACCUGGAGAAAAUCUUCGGCCCGAACCGUGUGGUGAAGGAUUUCAACCUUGGCAUCGACAAGGGCGAAUUCAUCUCGCUGCUCGGCCCGUCCGGCUGCGGCAAGACCACCGUGCUGCGCAUGGUGGCCGGCUUUGAAACGCCAAGCUCGGGCGCCAUCCGCCUCGACGGCAAGGACAUGGUCGGCCUCAAGCCCAACCAGCGCAACAUCGGCAUGAUGUUCCAGGCCUAUGCGCUGUUCCCGAACCUGACUGUUGCGCAAAAUGUCGGAUUCGGCCUGAAGAUCGCCGGCAUGAACCGUGCCGACAUCGACAAACGCGUUGCAGAAAUGCUGAAGCUGAUUGGCCUGUCGGAGCUUGGCGACCGUUAUCCGUUCCAAUUGUCCGGCGGGCAGCAACAACGUGUGGCGCUCGCCCGCGCACUCGCCGUCCAGCCGCGCGUGCUUUUGCUGGACGAGCCAUUGUCGGCUCUUGAUGCCAAAAUCCGCGUGUCGUUACGCGAGGAAAUGCGCUCGAUCCAAAAGAAGAUGGGCAUCACGACCAUCUUCGUC
This is a messenger RNA of Darwinula stevensoni, 570 nucleotides long. The record is from the annotation of a GenBank genome assembly. NCBI's taxonomy places the organism in Eukaryota, Metazoa, Arthropoda, Ostracoda, Podocopida, Darwinulidae.